ACCACAGACCAGAGUCAGAAGAAAAAAAGAAAAGAAGCGAGGGAGGGAGAAAAAUAUAAAGGCAAAAGGCCCAAACUAUCAAAUCUAAAAAAAAAAAUUCAAUUUUUUUCUUUGUUUCUUCCUUGAAUCUCUAUGAAUGCAUGUCAGCUCGGUAAUGGUUAUCGAGUGUGAGAGUCCAUGAGCUUCUGCCUUUUGCUUUUGUAAACAGAAAAAACAUAAGAAAAAAAAUACGAAUUGGAAAAUGGCGCAGAAGGUGGAACAGCAGCUCAAGGAGUUGGGAUCCAAGCUUCAUUCUCCUCCUUCUUCCAAAGACGCUCUUCUCAAGCUCUUAAAGCAAGCUGCUACAUGUCUUUCUGAGCUUGAUCAAUCUCCUCCAUCAACAACAGUGGAAUCAAUGCAGCCCUUUCUAAAUGCAAUUGUCAAGCCAGAAUUGCUCAAGCAUCAAGAUAGGGAUGCCAAACUUCUAGUUGCAACCUGUAUUUGUGAGAUAACUCGUAUUACUGCUCCAGAAGCGCCAUAUAACGAUGACGUUUUAAAGGAUAUAUUUCAUCUGAUUGUUGGUACUUUUAAUGGAUUGAGUGACACCAAUGGCCCAUCUUUUGGAAGGAGAGUUGUCAUUUUGGAGACUCUUGCGAAAUAUAGAUCAUGUGUUGUUAUGCUGGAUCUUGAGUGUGAUGAUCUGGUGAAUGAAAUGUUCAGUACAUUUUUUGCUGUUGUCAGAGAUGACCAUCCUGAAAGUGUUUUAGCAUCCAUGCUAACAAUCAUGGUCGUCGUUUUAGAAGAGAGCGAAGAUGUUCGAGAUGAUCUUUUACUUAUUAUAUUGUCUGCUUUAGGUCGCAAGAGAAGUGAUGUUACUCCAGCUGCAAGGAGACUUGCUAUGAAUGUCAUAGAGCAGUGCUCAGGAAAACUUGGAGCUGGCAUAAAACAAUUUCUUAUAUCAUUGAUGUCCGGAGAUAAUCAUUUAGUAAAUAGUGAAUUUGACUACCAUGAAGUUAUCUAUGAUGUUUAUUGUUGUGCUCCUCAGAUACUAUCAGGAGUCGUCCCAUACCUUACUGGAGAGCUUUUGACUGAUCAAUUAGACACUCGUUUGAGAGCUGUGAGAUUGGUUGGGGACCUCUUUUCUCUGCCAGGCUCUACUAUAUGUGAAGCAUUUCGGCCAAUAUUUUCAGAAUUUUUGAAAAGGUUGACUGAUCGAGUUGUUGAUGUUCGAAUGUCUGUACUUGAACAUGUUAAGAACUGUCUGUUGUCGAAUCCCUCCAGAUCCGAGGCUGCUGAAAUUAUCUCUGCCCUCUGUGAUCGGCUGUUAGACUACGAUGAAAAUGUUCGAAAGCAAGUUGUGGCUGUAAUAUCUGAUGUUGCUUGUCAUUCUCUUGCUUCUGUUCCUGUUGAGACUAUAAAACUUGUUGCAGAGCGUCUUCGAGACAAAUCUCUGCUUGUUAAAAAAUUUACUUUGGAAAGGCUGGCUGAGAUAUUCAAAGUUUAUUGUACUAGCUGCACUGAUGGCUCAAUCACUACAAAUGAAUAUGAUUGGAUACCUGGGAAGAUUUUUAGGUGUUUCUAUGACAAGGAUUUUAGGUCAGAUACGAUCGAGUCUAUUUUAUGUGGGUUUCUCUUUCCAACUGGGUUCUCAACCAAAGAUAAAGUUAAAUGUUGGAUACGAGUUUUCUCAGGAUUCGACAAAAUUGAGGUGAAAGCACUUGAGAGGAUGCUGGAGCAGAAGCAGAGGUUACAGCAAGAGAUGCAGAGGUAUCUCUCUCUAAGGCAGAUGCAUCAGGAUACUGAUUCUCCUGAUUUACAGAAGAAAGUUUUGUUUGGCUUCCGAAUCAUGUCACGCUGUUUUUCUGAUCCCGUGAAGGCUGAAGAGAGUUUUCAGAUUCUUGAUCAGUUGAAAGAUGCUAACAUAUGGAGGAUUUUAGUGAAUCUACUCGAUCCAAAUACCAGCUUCCACCAAGCUUCUAGUGGUCGGGAUGAUUUGCUUAAAAUACUUGGUGAGAAGCAUCGUCUCUACGAUUUCCUAAGUACUCUCUCUCUGAAGUGUUCGUAUCUACUUUUUAACAAGGAGCAUGUUAAAGAAAUCUUUCUGGAGGCUACCGUACAGAAGUCUACUGGAAAUAUACAAUACACUCAUUCUUGCAUGAAUAUACUUGUGAUUCUGGCUCGCUUUAGUCCAUUGCUUCUGGGUGGAGCUGAAGAAGAAUUGGUUAAAUUUUUGAAAGAUGACAAUGAAAUAAUAAAAGAAGGCAUUUUGCAUGUUUUGGCUAAGGCUGGUGGUACCAUUCGAGAACAACUUGCGAUGUCAUCAAGGUCAAUUGAUCUUAUAUUGGAGAGACUCUGUUUAGAAGGAAGUCGAAGACAAGCGAAGUAUGCAGUGCAUGCACUAGCAGCAAUAACUAAGGAUGAUGGGCUCAAGUCCCUCUCUGUGCUAUAUAAGAGGCUUGUGGACAUGCUGGAGGAAAAAACGCAUUUGCCAGCUGUGCUACAGUCUUUGGGAUGUAUAGCUCAGAUUGCGAUGCCUGUUUUUGAAACUAGAGAGAGUGAUAUUGAAGAAUUUAUUAAAAGCAAAAUUCUGAGAUGCAGUAAUAAAGCAGAUACCAGUGCAAAAGAAUGUUGGGAUGACAAAAGCGAACUUUGUCUGUUGAAGGUAUUUGGGUUAAAGACAUUGGUCAAAAGCUAUUUGCCUGUUAAAGAUGCUCAUCUUCGUCUGGGUAUCUCUAAUCUUCUAGAACUCCUUAGAAACAUACUUUCUUUCGGUGAAAUAUCAAAAGAGAUAGAAUCAAGUUCAGUUGAUAAGGCCCAUUUACGGCUUGCUGCGGCCAAGGCAGUUCUUCGUCUGUCACGGUACUGGGAUCAUAAGAUUCCUCUUGAUGUCUUCCAGUUAACCUUGAGGACCCCUGAGAUGAUCUCUUUCCCUCAGGCUGGGAAACUGUUCCUCAGAAAAGUUCAUCAAUAUAUAAAGGAUCGGCUCUUGGAUGCAAAAUAUGCUUGUGCUUUCUUAUUUAACAUAACUGGAUCCAAAUUGCUUGACGAGGAGGAAAAACAGAAUUUAGCCGACAUCUUUCAAAUGUAUCAGCAGGCUAAAGCACGUCUGGUUUCUGUACAAUCUGAUUCAAAUUCCUCAACGGCAUAUCCAGAAUACAUCCUGCCUUAUUUGGUCUAUGUUCUUGCUCAUCAUUCAUGUCCCAAGACAGAUGAAUGCAAGGAUGUUAAAGCAUUUGAGCUAAUAUACCGGCAGUUGUUUGUGGCUAUUUCUAUGUUGGUGAAUAGAGAUGAAGAUACAAAGUCAGAAGUCGGAGUCAACAAGGAGAAGCAGAGCAUUUCUGUGAUAUUUUCUAUCUUUAAGAGUAUCAAGUGUUCUGAAGACAAUGUUGAUGCAACAAAAUCAGAGAAUUCACAUGCUAUCUGUGACCUUGGACUUUCCAUCAUGAAACGCCUGGCUUAUAAGGAGGAGGAUUUGCAAGGGCUUAUGCAGUCUGUUUCUCUGCCUUCUCUCUUGUACAAACCAUAUGAAAGAAAAGAAGGUGAAGGUUCACAGGCUGGUGAAAGGAGGACAUGGUUAGCUGAUGAGACUGUCCUAUCUCACUUUGAAUCUCUAAAGUUGGAAUCUGAUGGAAUGGUUCAGCAAGAGAUUUCUGAGGGUGAGGCUCUGAAAGACAGUGAAAUAGAAGGGAAUGACAUGCCUCUUAGAAAAAUGAUUAAGCUACUAAAAUCUAAAGGAGCCGAGGAUGGAAAGGCAAAAAGGAAAAAAUCUCUCUUAGCAGAAGCAAAAGAUGCUAAAAAUGAUACUGAUAUUUUGAAAUUGGCAAGGGAAAUAAAUUUGAGCAGUCGAGAAAUGUCCAGUAAGUUUGAAUCAAGCAACGGUCAUAAUCAUUCUCCUACCAAGAAAGAAAAAUUGGGGCAGGAGCAUCAGAAAGGUAAAAAGAGAAAAACCAGUGGUGCAGCUUCUGUCCAAGUGCCUAAACACAGUAGGUCAUUGUCUGCUUAUACUGCUUUCAAAAUUUCAAAAAGUGUUACUAAGGUCCCUUCAAGAGAUUCAGGAGAUGACUGGCAUGAAGCUAAAGAUGCCUCAUUUCAAUCUACUGAAAUGGACAUGGACAAAAUUCACGACUCAAAAGAUCAACUGCGUACACAAAAAACAUUUAAUAAGAACAAUGGGUCAGAUUAUUUGGUGUCAUGUAUUCGGAAGAAAAGAAGCAUCUCCUCGAAAGGUGAAGGCAAAGGCUAUGAUUGGGGUCAUAGUGAUGUGUCAGAUGAAGAUGAUGAUGAAAAUCUGGAGAAGUCUGCAGCUGGAUCUAGAGUCAAGUCUAAGAGGAGCAUUGCAGGAUUAGCAAAGUGCACAACAAAGGAAGAUGGAAUUGAUAUUGCAGACUUGAUUGGUUACAGAAUAAAAGUAUGGUGGCCCAUGGAUAAGAAGUUUUAUGAAGGUACCGUCAAGUCUUAUGACCCUAUAAAAAGGAAGCAUGUCGUAUUAUACGAUGAUGGAGAUGUGGAAGUACUCCGUUUGGAAAGAGAGCGCUGGGAGCUUGUUAAUGCAGGCUGCAAGUCUGUAAAGAAGGCAAAGUCACCAAAAGGCAGCAAGGGCCCUUUGAAGGAAAGGUCUCCUGGGCAGAAAAGUAAGAGUUUAGGUGGUUCACGUCAGAAUAAGAGUUCAGUAAAGAUGGUUCAGAGGAAAAGAACUCCAAAGAGAAACUUGAAGCAUACUCAAAAGAGCACAUUGAAAAGCAAUGCUGAUGAUGAAGAGGCAGCUGACCUGUCAAAAUCCACUGCUGCUCUUAAGAAUGAUAAGAUGAACUCAGAUCAAUCGGAAGGAGAGGACACUGAAAUGGUGGAUGAGAACCUAACAGAUAGGGAAGAAUCUGAUAAAGAAGUGGGUUCAGUUUCCCAGGAGAGGUGUUCAGAGGAUACAAAGGGAAGCCCAAACCAUAGUGAGGAGGCAAAUGAAGUAAAAUCUGAUGCUGAUAGCUAUCUUUCUGAAGAGGCAGAUAGCAUUUCGAAAAAUGCUGAAAAGGAGGAUGAAGAAGAGAAAGCAGCUAAUGAAUUAGCAAGUGAAGUCUCAAGAGAAAGAGAUCCUACUGCUAGUAAAGCAACUGAACGUGAAGUCAAAGAGACUGAAGAAAGUGACCAAAUUGAGACCAAAUCUCGAGUUUCAAAGAAAUCCUCGAAAGGAUUGAUGUCAUUUUCAGUAGAUGUGGAUUCUGGGAUUUCUGAUGAUGAGCCCCUUUGUAAGUGGAAGCGUAAAGUUGGGAAAUCAAGUUCUAAGAAGCCAGUGCAGUAGGCAAAUGCAAAGUGCAGAGAAGAAAGGUAACAGUGGGCAUCUAUCUGACUCUAUGUAAACAAACACAUAUAUAUGGAAAUAAAUGUAUGACUAACUCUAGAGUCUAGACUAGAGAAUGUUACUGUAUUAUUUAAUGACAGUGUUAGGGAGAAGUGAAAUGAAAUGAAAUGUUAGUGGUUGGCACUUGGCACACACACACAGAGUUGGGAUAAAGAUUUUGGAUGGAUGGGAUGGUGUAGGAGACUCGGGCUGGGGAUCUGAGAGAUCUUCAAAUGAAAUCUAGCCUUAGACAUAUAUGGAUAGAUAAUAGGUUUCAUUAUGUGUACAGCUACUUAUAUUUUGGGGAUAGCUUUAUUUUGUUUAUUUCAUCCAACACCUAAACAAAACAAUCCAUAUCGCAUUCAUCA
Messenger RNA from Gossypium raimondii (Peruvian cotton), 5679 nucleotides. RefSeq names its product sister chromatid cohesion protein PDS5 homolog A. The transcript has 33 exons. Lineage: Eukaryota; Viridiplantae; Streptophyta; Magnoliopsida; Malvales; Malvaceae. Gene Ontology annotation, cellular component: nucleus; chromatin. The record is from RefSeq and is a predicted model, not a curated record. Gene Ontology annotation, biological process: DNA repair; mitotic sister chromatid cohesion. The coding region runs from base 242 to 5272 and encodes 1676 amino acids.